Molecule: messenger RNA, 1961 nt
Organism: Drosophila rhopaloa
Lineage: Eukaryota; Metazoa; Arthropoda; Insecta; Diptera; Drosophilidae
Exons: 4
Coding region: 238-1884 (548 amino acids)
Source: RefSeq, a predicted model, not a curated record
CAUCAUUUCUUGUGCAGUAAAAAGUUUUUCACUUCGAGGCCACAAAUUUAUUGCGACGCCGUGCGUUCUUCAUUGCGCGCGCAGUGUUGAAAAGUGUUUUUGAAAUAUUAACGCUUUGUUUUUUUCUGGUACAGCGUCGGUCUUCAGCUGCUCCUCUUUUAAAUUUUAUUAAUAAUUGCUAGUAUUUAUUUCUUAUUAACUUUCGCGUGGCCAAUUGGGUAAACCGCAUAAACAGCCAUGGACGAUUCGCGUAGAUCGAUGGCGGGAAAGAUGGAUUCCCGCCGCUCAUCGAUGGCAACCAACGAUGAAAGCGUCACAAUGUACUUAUCCUUCGAUGCGGACGACACUUUGUCCAGCAAGUGGCAGUCCGCAAUGGUCUCCCAGAGCAGUCAGUACUUGGAGGUGCAGACCAGCAAGAUGGAGGUCAAUGUGGAGAGGGGCCCGGAAGACAAGGACUUCAGGCGCACCGUUCUGAAGGAUCUGCAACAGCUGACCAUCGGGGAACCGGACCAGAACUCUCCGCUGCGCCCCUUUGACAAGAGUAUUCUCAACUUGCACAACGCCUUGUGCUCCACUCCCUCCAAGGACAACACUCAGGCACAGACGAUUCCACAGAUGAUGACCAUGGACUUGACUAAUGUGGAAGACAAAGAGAACACCCAGCCUGAUGGAGAUAACCAUGCUGGCGGCGAAAACUCAACGCUCUCCAGUUCCGUCGACCUGACCGCCAACACGGUGAAGGCCAACACCCUGAAAACCGAGGACGCCACCAUGGAUGAUGUCUCCAUGCAGGAGGCUCCCAAACCCCAAGCUUCAAGCCAAGUCUAUCCUUUGAGUGCCAACGUCGUUUUGGAGAACAUAACUGAAGUGUCCAAUGAAGGAGUGUCCAUGCUGGCCUCACCCUUAGCUGAGAAGGAGGUAGCCCAGGUCACCGAGGUGGUAAGCGAAGUCUCCGAGCUGAUUGCCAAAGCACUCAAAAUCUCUGGCGACUCUGUGAAGACAUCGUCCUCAAAAUUUAAAGUAGAGGUGGGCAAGAAGAGGCAGUCUAUAAGCUCCACUAAUUCGGGGGCCUUGCCACGCCCACGUCGCUCGUUUCUGCCUACUACCAGUGCUGAGACCCGCACCUAUUCUUUCAAGCAGCGCAUGUCUGUUGUGGUCAAGACCACUCUUAAUAGUCCUGCCCGCAAGCUGAGUGCAGGCGGCGGCCUAGCAGUGAGCCGCCGGAGCUGUUUGCCCGUUUCUAAGCUGACAAAGGGUAUCAAUCGCAAAUCGCUCGCUGUGACCAGCAGCCGUUCGCCCCCGAAAAUUGCACCCAAACUGGCCAAACCGCCAUUCAAAAGCAUUCCAGACUCGGACAACGGAACCAAGACUUUGAAGCGUCUGAACACCAAUCCAGCUGGGGCGGCUGGUUCAAAGAAUCGCUGUAAGUUUUGCGACAAGAACUUCGCUAUAGAGCGCGCCCUGCACAUCCACCUGAUGCAGAAUUGCGACAAGAUACCUCCGGGUGAGAAGCGCAAGCUGCAGUUUACCGAACUGAACCACGAGAAGAAGGCCCAGCUGCCCAAGAUCGGUGCUGCCAGUGUGAUUGCCGCAACAGCGCCUGUGACACAGAAGCCCCAGCACCGCAUGAGCACGAUUCCGAGACUGGCUUCCUCGAAAGUGGCCCCAUCCAUGGCUCCACCGUCCAUAAAGAAGGUUCCUAAGAACGUAGCGCAUGCCGGCGUUUACCGUACUCCCACUAAGACUGUGCCCUGUCACAUCUGUAAGCAAUCCUUCAAGAGCAUACUCGAGUUUACCAACCACAGCCUGACCGUGCACGCAAAGAGCCAGCAUCUGGAGUUGACUGGCGGAGAAGCACAGAGUGCCAAGGAUAAAAUCAAAUGAUUCGUGUGUAGCCUAGUCUAGGUCUAAGUUUAAUGUACUUUAAUCUCUACCAGUUUAAAUGCACAUUAACAUAAUCA